Danaus plexippus (monarch butterfly) is the source of this 468-nucleotide messenger RNA. Its product is annotated as flexible cuticle protein 12-like. Gene Ontology annotation, molecular function: structural constituent of chitin-based larval cuticle. The record is from RefSeq and is a predicted model, not a curated record. The transcript is spliced from 3 exons. Bases 56 to 385 code for a protein of 109 amino acids. Gene Ontology annotation, cellular component: chitin-based extracellular matrix. Lineage: Eukaryota; Metazoa; Arthropoda; Insecta; Lepidoptera; Nymphalidae.
UCACAGUCACCGGCACAUCUUUGUCUUCAACAAAACCUUGCGAGGAUAAAACAAAAUGAGAUCUUUCAUUGUAUUCGCUUUCAUAAUGGCUGUGGCCGCAGCCGCCUCAGUCCCGAUCUAUGACAUCUCAGGAGACAAAGCUGCCAAGGUCAUCAAGUUCGAUCUGAACAACAUCGGAGUCAACGGUUAUGACUUCGCCUACGAGACCAGUGACGGUAAGGUUGCCUCUGAGGUUGCCGAGCUGAAGAACGCCGGAUUAGAGAACGAGGGUCUUGAAGUGCGUGGUUUCUUCAGCUACCCUGGUGAUGAUGGCAAGAUUUACCGCGUAGACUACGUCGCCAACGACAAGGGCUUCCAACCAUCAGCUGCCCAUCUCCCCGCCUAAACAAACCAAAACUAAUUAGGCUAUGUAGGUUUUGUUGACUGUCUUUUUGUUGAAUAUACUUAUGUUUAUUGAAUCCUAACAAA